AAAGCCCUUGUCCAUAUCAGUUGUAUUUCAUACACAUAUAGGAAUGCUGUAUGAACUGUUGUUAUUCUGAGGGCGCUAAGGAAAGCCUUGCAAAUGUCUAGCGGAUGCAUGCUUUUGUGAUGCUGCCUGUUCAGAAGGCCACUUUUGUAGGCAGCAAUGCUUCGUCGGAAGAGUGCCUUAGCCGGUGUGACGCCUGGUUACUAUCCAAGGGCCAAUAACGACGAGAGCCCCCACACGCCCAUACGCCGGAUAGUAGCAUUUACGGAAGAAUAUAAAGUUCUUGCAACAGAUGAAUCUCAUUCAGAACUAGCUGCCGCGGACGCAUCGUUUUCAGCCGGCGCCAAUUCUACAUUCUGGUCGGAGGACAUAGUUAACCUUCGCUUACGAAGUGUUUCUAUCGCAUCUGCUAGCCAACUUGAUAGCCCGAAAGAUGGCACCACUGUUGGAGGACCGCCUAACUGUACAGGUGGUGGGCACGGUGAAGCUGCUCCCUCCUCCAACGGAAGACGUUUCUUCGGCGGGUCCGACCCCACAUAUGGACCGCAGACGCUAGUGUCUUCGACUGCAAAAGUGACGCCUUUGGCCCGACAUGUGGCGGAGCGGUCACUCCUCUCGGGUAUGGCCACGAACCGCCACCGAGACAACUCCCUUCCACAGGCGGGGCCAUUUCCUCCGGCCUCCCCUGCUUUAACCCCAUCCUCACCGUUCGGCGAAAUGGCUCGCCGGACAUCUUCAUGCGUGACCCUUGAACGUCUUCCCGGCUUCAUGCGCACGGGAACAUCAACAGCGAUGGCCAGGGCAGCCGAGGCCUCGCAGAACUACACAGCGACGCGUGGGCCCGACGCUCAGCAGCUAUCACAAUCCCCAACACUUCCCAACCCCUUCGCCUCGGGCUCCUCGUUCACCACCACCACGGCCAUGCCCUGGGGCCCCGCCCAAGAAAACCCCCAAGGGCCCCAACCCAUCGGCUACCGCACCUCCACCCCAUGCCUGCCCACCACCGCCCUGCGCCCCACGCGCCGCAUCUCUAUUUCCGUCCGAGCCCAGCGCACGCCAUCCCUGAUCUCCACGACCGCACACGACGGCUAUUUGGACGGCUCGCCGACCAGCUCCCGGCCUACCGUGAUGGAGAGCAGCGACUCCUUCUCCAGCAAGCCGGAGCCCUCACUGCCCUCGUUCGUGACACGGCCGCCGCCCACGGACGGUCUGGUUCACUUGUCGCUGUCCGCGCCCAAGGCCAUGCACCACGGGGACUGGGCCAUGGCGGAGUUCACCAUCGCGCGGCAGCUCUACAAUGGCUACGCGAGCGCGGUGUACAAGGCCACCUGCCUGCGCUCCGGCCAGGACGUGGUGCUCAAGGUGUACACGCUGACCAACCUGUCGGACUUCCUGCGCAACCAGGUGCUGCGGGAGCUGGACAUCCACUCGCGACUGGACCACCCGGGCGUGGUGCAGCUGCUGGCGGCGUUCAAGGAGGACGACAAGCUUGUGUUGGUUCUGGAGUACGUUCGCGGCGGCUCGCUGGACCGCGCGCGUCGCAAGCUGGGCGGGCGGCUGAGUGAGCAGCAGGCGCUGGAGCUGGUGAUGGUGCCGCUGCUGCGGACGCUGCACUACCUGCACACGCAGAGCAUCGUGCACAGGGACAUCAAGCCGGCGAACCUGUUGUUCACUCCCGACUGGCGCCUCAAGGUGUGCGACUACGGCGUGUCCAUCUGCCUGACGGAGGAGCGGGCGGUCACACGCACGGGCUCGCGGGACUACAUGGCGCCGGAAGUGCACGCAUGUCCGCUGAAGCGCCUGCCUCAUGACAACAAGGACAACCCCCGGCUGGCGUACGGCGCCGCAGCGGACGUGUGGUCCGUGGGCGCGCUGCUGUAUGAGAUGUUGGUGGGGUUCACGCCCUUCCCAGGAGGCCCGCCGUGCAAGCGCAACGCCGGUGACACCCGGACGCUGCCUUUCCCUUCUCGCAUCAGCGCCGAUGCCCGGGCGUUUGUCCUGGCAUGUCUGGAACACCGCCCCGAGGACCGGCCUAGCAUCGCAGAGCUGCGGCAGUUUGCUUGGGUGCAGGGCGCCGCCCUCCGCACCCAAUCGGAGCUGCCUGCAAGCCCCAAGCCAGCAGUGGAGGCGUGGCGUGGGGCGAGCUCUGGGCAGGCUCCUGGCGCGCUGCCUGAUAUGCGGGGCCGAUUGCUCUAGGCCUCCCAUGAUCGGCACCCCCAUUAUCCAUGAGGCAGCAACUCAUGUGCCGUUGCAGCCUGACAGCAAGAAGAUAUGCAAUCUGUGGUGGUUGCAUGUUAUAUGUGUACGGAAAUAAAACCUAGUGCUGGUAAUAGGAGUGCAUGCAAUUAAACUUAUAACAUCAUGUAGGUAGAGCGGUAGCACCGCCCUAGGGUCUUCGUGUGCCGUGUCUUUUCGUACUGUAUUUGCCUCCACAUCCGGGGCUUUCUUUGUUAGGACUGCAAGUCGUUUGCCUGCGUUUUUCUGUCACUUAUAAGGUCCUGGAUACCUGUUACAUGGGGCGGUUCUUUCUUUCCAAUUUUGGAGGGCAUCCGACAUUGCCGUAGGCCCAAGUGCUGGGGUGGCUCGUAAUACAGAUUCCUGCAUCGAAGGGCAUACGGCCAGUGUUUGUUGCGGGUGUUGCUUAUGCACAGGAUGGGCACGUAGAUACGGUUUUAAGAAAACUUGUGUGUAUGUGUCUACAUGAAGUUGGCAACCGCGAUCAUACGGGUGUUUACCGGGAAGGGGACCGCACCGGUCAACAUGUGCAUAGAUUUGCUAUGUAUUGUGAGGGGAGCGCAAGAUGCGUGAUUGCAGGUCCUUGGUGGAUAGUGCUGCACAAUGUGUUUUUUGUCAGCGUGCCAGGCAUGCAGGAAUGCAAGAGGAAAUACGUAAGCAAAGGAGAGAAAGCUGGUGGGUUAAUAGGGGAAGACACUUGCGUUUGCAUCAUAAAGUGCUGGUUUGCUUGAAGCAGGAGUUAGCAAAAGUACGACUACGGUAUGUGUGCAGGACGGCCAGAUGUAUGCCAGGGGUGGUGUGAGCUGGGCUCUGCUAUCCUCAUGUUAUGUACUUAUAAUCCUCAAUUUAAUUAAAAAAGGUUGUGAGUAUUUCUCUCUGACUAUGCUAUGGUUCGGUAAAGGUUUGUCCGUUUAAUCGUUACCAAAUUGCCUUUUUGCUGUUGUGUUUUUUUUUGGGGGGGGUAUGGCUUGAGCAUCAUUUGUGUCGUCCAAAAUGGAUGGGGAAUGGGAUCAUUAAGCGGUAGGCUGCAUCCCAGUUGAUGCCAGGGGGGUGGUUGGCGAUGGGGCGUUGAGCUUAUUUCCCGUAUGCUGGUUUUGGUCAGUCCGUGGCACUGCAACUGUUAGAAGUCUGGGACCUUAGGCAACUGCGUUUCUGAUUCUCGUAGGCGUUGUAUAGCAUCAGACACAUGUAGCUUUGGCAAUUCGCAAUCAUGGUUGGUAUUUGGCCUCAUUCCCCUUAUUUCCCCACGUUGUUAGUUUUGGAAACAUUUUCUCCGGAAUCUCCGAGUCCACUCGUGACUAGCUGUUCAUCGGCUAUACUGCUGGUUUCCGGGGUUGUUACGAGGGGGUAAGGAGGGCGUUUUGCAGCACAGCCUGUCACCCAUGGUAUGGAACCCCACCCCGAUGACUCGCAUGUGCCAUGGUGCUUGGAGCCACGUGCACGAGUGGGGCUGAGAUGCGGUUUCAAUCCUACUUUCCCGCACCCGCACUGACACUUGCGCCUCUCACCGUAACCUGAUCACCUGGAGUCCCCGAUGUGCUGCCGUCGCACGGCGACCCAGGCGCUAUUGAAGAUCGCUGUUGGAACAGGGC
Molecule: messenger RNA, 3824 nt
Organism: Astrephomene gubernaculifera
Lineage: Eukaryota; Viridiplantae; Chlorophyta; Chlorophyceae; Chlamydomonadales; Astrephomenaceae
Source: the annotation of a GenBank genome assembly